CUUCCUAGUCACCUACGGUAUAUAUAUAUAUAUAUAUAUUUGCUAGUUUACUCCUCAUUUCCUCUUUAUCUUUUGUAACUGCUCCACUUUUAUCCACUAUAACAAUUUCAAAGUUAUAUUCCUCCCUCUGCCAGAUCAUAUCAGGUGGAAUUUCAGUGCAGCAGAUAUUAAGUGCUGGUCAGAAAGAGUUUGGGCUGAGAAUACUUUUGUGCGUAAAACAGCUAAUGGUAUCCCUAUAGUAUGGACUCGCACCAAUUUUGUGGAUAUGGUGUGAACGGUAGGGAUUCGUCAUACUCUUCAUACCCUACUGUUUCAGGAGCCUCGAAAUUUGAUUCAGGAAAUUCACCAAAUUCACCACUUGCGGACUAUUUCAACUCUGAGACCUUCACCACAGUAAGUGAUUACCAGGAGCAGCACAGCUGUACAGAGAAUCUUUCUGCAGCUAGUUCUUCCCGUGAUUCCUUGCUGGAUUAUAACCAAUAUUUCCAUCGGCCAAACCCCUCUCAAGAUUGUCUUCCAGAAGGUCCUCUGGUUUUCUCUAGUGGAACUUCUCUACUUCAGAAUGCAAAUCACAGUCGGAAUAUGAAACAGUUGGAGUCUGCUUUAGUGGACUUACCCUUGCAGGGUGUUCCGUCGGGCAAUCUGAAGCAGCUGCUUAUAGCAUGCGCUAGAGCUCUUGCUGAAAACAAUCUAGAUGAUUUUGAAAUACUGGUUGCUAAGGCAAGGAAUGUUGUGUCCGUUACUGGAGAUCCCAUCCAGCGUCUCGGUGCUUAUAUUGUAGAAGGGCUGGUAGCAAGAAAGGAGUUAUCUGGAACCACCAUAUAUAGGUCUUUGAGGUGUAAGGAGCCAGCUGGCAAGGACUUGCUAUCCUACAUGCAUAUCCUUUAUGAAAUAUGCCCUUAUCUAAAGUUUGGCUUCAUGGCUGCAAAUGGUGCUAUUGUAGAAGCAUGCAGAAAUGAAGAUCGCGUUCACAUUAUAGACUUUCAAAUUGCUCAGGGGACCCAGUGGAUGACUCUCUUACAAUCUCUUGCUGCACGUCCCGGUGGUGCCCCUUACGUGCGCAUUACAGGAAUUGAUGAUCCAGUUUCACAAUACGCUCGGGGAGGUGGGUUGACGGCAGUUGCGGAACGGCUAUCAGCAAUUUCUGAGAAAUUCAACAUCGAAGUUGAGUUUAAUGCAGUGCCGGUUUUUGCUCCAGACAUCACUAGGGAUAUGCUUGAUGCAAGGCCUGGUGAGGCUCUGGCAGUAAACUUCCCUUUGCAACUUCACCACACCCCUGAUGAGAGCGUUGACGUGAAUAACCCUAGGGAUAAUCUCAUUAGGAUGAUAAAGUCGCUUUGCCCCAAGAUAGUCACUUUGGUGGAGCAAGAAUCAAAUACAAACACAGCUCCGUUUUUCCCUAGGUUUUUAGAAGCUCUAGAUUACUACCAUGCAAUGUUCGAGUCAAUAGAUGUUACCCUAGCAAGGGACAGGAAGGAGCGGAUCAAUGUGGAACAGCAUUGUUUAGCUAGGGAUAUAGUAAAUGUUAUAGCAUGCGAGGACAAGGAAAGGGUGGAACGUCACGAGCUAUUGGGGAAGUGGAAAUCCAGGUUCAUGAUGGCAGGUUUUCAGCAAUAUCCUUUGAGCUCUUAUGUGAAUUCGGUGAUAAAGGACCUCAUGAGGCGUUACUCGGAGCAUUAUACACUAGUGGAGAAAGAUGGGGCUAUGCUAUUGGGGUGGAAGAAGCGGAAUCUAGUCUCUGCAUCUGCUUGGUUUUAAGUAUAUGGAGUAUGAGAAGCACAGAAAGAAUUGUAAUAGAUGAAUAGCCUUCUUUUAUUACUUAACCAGACAAUAGGAUUGAUCAGUUAAUCUUGCUCAUGUCAUAUGGUUUCAGUUUUCUGAAAUGUGAGUAUAAAAACAUGCGUUAUGGUUAAGCAUCACAAAACAUUGUACAAGUUAUCCUUCUUGUUUGUUAACUGUAAACAAUUAUUUCUUGUCCUUUGAUGUA
This is a messenger RNA of Lycium ferocissimum, 1987 nucleotides long. RefSeq names its product chitin-inducible gibberellin-responsive protein 1-like. The record is from RefSeq and is a predicted model, not a curated record. Lineage: Eukaryota; Viridiplantae; Streptophyta; Magnoliopsida; Solanales; Solanaceae. The transcript has 2 exons. Bases 241 to 1758 code for a protein of 505 amino acids. Gene Ontology annotation, cellular component: nucleus. Gene Ontology annotation, molecular function: DNA-binding transcription factor activity; sequence-specific DNA binding. Gene Ontology annotation, biological process: regulation of DNA-templated transcription.